CUCCAGUUCAUCAUCACAGUCGUAUACGAUAGAUAUACUUAACAUUAUCAUAUUACCAGGGCUAUGAAGCAUUCUGUGCGUAUCACAUUUAACAUGCUUUCAAAUAUGUACAUAUGCGACGAAAAUGAGCACAACAAUCAGCCGGUCAACCAUGCGCAAAUUCACCGGGCAUAAUUUUAUGCUUUUUUUCUUUAUUAGUUGUUCUUAUCAAAUACAUCGUCGUCCAUGCUCAGUGCGUUCGCCGAUUGGUCGAUAAGUCAACGAAUACUCCCUCACACAUCAACAAUAAUAAAUGUUCAUCAUUUUAAUGGAUGCGAAGUGCAUUAUGAUCAAUAAUUAUUGGUCCAUCUGAAUAAUCAAUAAUAUCACUUUGAGAUAUAAUAUUGGACAUAAUCAAUCGACCGAUCAAUUCCAUCAAGUGUGACUAUUUGUUGUGGUCAUAAUAUAUUUAUCUCUCUUGGGUAAUUAUCACCGAAACAAGAUAUGGCAUACCAUUUUCGUCAACCACAGCGCCAGAAUCAUCAUCAGCAUCGUAUUGAUAACGACGAAUUAGAAAUUUCAGUUGAUGAACAUAUACAAGAAUCGUUACCAAGCAGUUCAACUCAAAUCGAAAUCAAUCUCCAAGAAAGUGGCAUUGAAACACUUCCUGAAUACUAUUUGUUGAUGGAGGCGCCCGAAACGGUGCAUAAUAUCGCACUGGGUGGUAACCGUAUUAUGCAGUUACCAUCUGAAAUAAGCAUAUUCUCAAAUCUUAAUAGUCUCAGUUUAUGCGGUAACGUUUUAACAAAUCUACCCGAACAAUUGGGCAACUUAAAACAGUUACGCUAUUUGGAUGUGCGUAACAACUUACUCGAGACUCUGCCCAAGUCAUUUGCUCAACUCAAUCGACUGCAAUCGAUCAAUCUGUCCGGUAAUCAUUUCACACAGAUACCAGCGACAAUAUUCGAACUAAGCACAAUUCGUGCGCUUUAUUUGGGUGCGAAUCGCAUUCAACAAAUCCCAAAUGCUAUCGGCUCACUGAUAAGUUUAAAUAUUUUAUAUCUAGGCGGUAAUCGUUUGCGAGAGAUACCAGCUACAAUAGGGCGUUUACUCAAUUUGACUGCUUUAUCAUUAUGCGAUAAUCAAUUGGAGUCAAUUCCAACAACUAUCGCCGACUUACAAGCAUUAAGUACACUCGCACUUCAUAGCAAUCUAUUGACGACACUACCGAUUGAAAUUGUACGUUUACGCAACUUAGAACACCUCAGCCUGAGGAAUAAUCCACUUGAAUCAUCUGAUUCUGAAGGCAUUAACGACGAGUGGCCUUCGACAUCAUCUGACUAUAAGUUACGAAAGAUUAUGCUUGGAUAA
Molecule: messenger RNA, 1350 nt
Organism: Anisakis simplex (herring worm)
Lineage: Eukaryota; Metazoa; Nematoda; Chromadorea; Rhabditida; Anisakidae
Source: the annotation of a GenBank genome assembly